This is a messenger RNA of Cuscuta europaea, 307 nucleotides long. NCBI's taxonomy places the organism in Eukaryota, Viridiplantae, Streptophyta, Magnoliopsida, Solanales, Convolvulaceae. The record is from the annotation of a GenBank genome assembly.
CUCGAGAAAGAUGGACGCACCUCCGGAAGGGCCCCAUGGGUAAAGAGACGAGUGGCAAGCUUUGAGAUCAUUGGGGGUGAACUGUACAAAAAGACGUUCGGCGGGCCAUAUCUCAGAUGCCUAUCGCCGGACUUGGCAACAUCAGUCAUGGAGGAAAUCCAUGAGGGCAUCUGUUCCAGCCACCAAGGACCCCGGACGCUGGCAAGGAAGAUCAUCCUACAGGGGUACUACUGGCCAACCAUCCAGCGGGACUGCUUCAACCACACUCAGAGGUGUGCGGUGUGCCAGCAGUACGCACCUAUGCCAG